Molecule: messenger RNA, 7378 nt
Organism: Scophthalmus maximus (turbot)
Lineage: Eukaryota; Metazoa; Chordata; Actinopteri; Pleuronectiformes; Scophthalmidae
Gene: cep170ba
Product: centrosomal protein 170Ba
Exons: 19
Coding region: 591-5513 (1640 amino acids)
Molecular function (GO): protein binding
Source: RefSeq, a predicted model, not a curated record
GUGGGAAAAGAAGAACCAAAAAUGAGAGAGAAGCUCAUUUCGGUCCAACCGGAGACUAACGGCGUCAACUGUCACCGCCACACUCCGCUGUCACGUUGAAACCAUACGAGUGCUCCCUUUGCGACACCACCAGGAGGUUUUCCUCUCAAGUUAUGUGGACUGUUUCUCGUCCCAUGUUUCUCUGACAGCAGUGUUUGGUCGGCCAAGGUUACAGGAAGUAGAACGGCGAGCGCUGGAAGCUUUGAAUGGUUCGAAUAAUGUCACUGAAAUGCAACAGGUUCGUCGACAAGCCUGAUGAAAUGGGCUUUCAUAUCGGAGGCUAUGCUGUCUCCUCUGGUUGACUAAUACAGGACUCUGCUCUGGUGCGUUAUUCUCUAUUGACAUAUAGAAAAACCUGUCCGGCAGACUCCUCAUCACAAACGCACUAAAUGUGUUAGUGCUUUUUUAACUGCAUCACCUCAGUCAGACCUGACUGUUGGAUAAACAGGUCUCAUGGAGGAGACAGGAUGUCUUCCCCUCAGCAAUUUUGACACGUUGCAUUGUUCGCAGGUGCACAGGAUGCUAAGAAGAUCCUGACUCGUGGCCCCAACAUGAGCGUGACAUCGUGGUUCCUGGUCAGCAGCUCCGGCACGCGCCACAGGUUGCCACGGGAGAUGAUCUUCGUGGGCCGGGAUGACUGCGAGCUAAUGCUGCAGUCUCGCAGUGUGGACAAACAGCACGCUGUGAUCAACUACGAACAAAACACAGACGAGCACAUGGUGAAGGACCUGGGCAGUUUGAACGGGACAUUCGUGAAUGACCUAAGAAUCCCUGACCAGACGUACAUCACGCUGAAACUCUUCGACGUCAUUCGAUUUGGAUACGAUGCUCAUGUUUAUAUCCUGGAGAGGAGUCAACACAAGGUCCCAGAGGAAGCACUUAAACAUGAGAAGUACACCAGCCAGUUGCAGCUCGGUGUAAAAGCCCUGGAGGCCAAGACGAAAGAAAAACAGCUGCUCCAGAACUCGGAGAAGAGCAAAGACUCCCUUUCCACUAUCAAACUGCAGGACAGGGCUGAGCGAAGAGCCCACUCACUCACGGCCAUCACAGAUUCUCCGAUAUCCAAGCCCACUCCUCUGUAUGGUCAACCGUCAUGGUGGGGGGAGGACGAGGACCCAGCCAACAAAAAGAAGAGCAGAGGUGGAAAAUCGCUGGAACAGGAGUCUCCAGAGCAUGGUAAAGAUGUCACCAAAUACGAGCUCAACGGCUCUCUGUCCGACAGUCAGGCCAAGUCCAUCUUCUCCUACCGCCGAGAGCCCAGCUACUUUGAGAUCCCAACAAAGGAGUUCCAGCAGCGAUCUGCUAAAAAGUCUGAAUCGCACGUUCACGAGGUUCCCACAAAGGAUACCCCCGAUCCCACCCAGUGUGUCCCCUCCACUCCCACACCUCCAGUGGUCCAAAGUCAUGCCUCCUUCACCAUCGAGUUUGAUGAAUGCACACCAGGUAAAAUGAAGAUCAAGGAUCAUGUGACCAAGUUUUCUUUCCGCCAGCAGAGGAAGCUGCCCUCCACGGAGGUUGUUACCACACCCACUGAGGUAAUGUCAGUAGAAAGCAAAGUUGCUGAUUGGCUGGUCCAAAGCAAUGCUAGCAUGAUGAGGAGGAGGUCACAGACUGAAGAUGCGUACAGCACGCACAGUGACCCGUCAUUUGUGAAGACCACCAAGGGAAACCACUGUGAAGAGGUCACUCACGGUGAUUCCGGGGAUCUUGCAAUCAAUGGGAAUGAUUUUCUUCAGUCAGAACUUCAAAUCGGGUCCCAGGUUUCUCCGCAACCCCUGAGAAGCUCCUCCCCAGAGCGGUUCACCUCCCCGGACUCUGAGGAACCUUUGUCCUCCUCACCCCCAGAGUCACAGUGCCUUUCCAGUCUUGGCAAGGCUGAGCCACAACAGGCCUUUGUCAUUGAAUUCUUUGACGACAACCCAAGAAAGAAGCGCUCCCAGUCCUUCACCAAUAACACCUCCCCACCUGAGGCGUCAGGCCUCAGGGUGCAGCAGGAGAAGGCAAAAAAGAGCACAAGCUCAACUGGGGAGAGACAACUUCCACCCUCAGACUCCACCACUCCCCCAACCCAACGAUACACUGUCUCCCUGAAGGGCCCUGCUUCCACCGGGCCCCAAAGAGCUGGCUCAUUGCGGAGGGAGAAGACAGAGGAUCGAAUAAGCACAAACUUUUCCUCCCGCACUUCACCUUCUGUCUCUGCAAAGCCCUUUAGCAGUGUGGGCCGGAGAUCCAAACUCGCCCAGGAAUUCACUGCGGAAAUGCAAAGACACACAAAGCAGUCCCAGGCCAGCUGGGAGAAAACUACAUCUAGUUUCUCCACAGCAGCGAAAACAGACGCAGCGGUAAGAUCACAGUCCAGUCCCCCUCCAGCUAAUUCUCACUACCAGCCCCAGACUUCCUCUCCUAUCCACAAGCUGAUUCCCCUCAAGGCCCCUGUGAUGCCCCUGGCUUCUCACAGCUUGGAGGUCAAGAGCCCCCUUGUCAGCUCCAGAAACGAAGAGGAGGACAGUCUGAGCGAUGCAGGGACCUACACCAUUGAAGCAGAUGUCCAAGAUAAAGAGCUGGAAGAGGCACGGAGCAAGAUUGACCAGGUGUUUGGUGUUGUUGAGAACCCAGAGCCAACCAACCAGAGUGACGCUGAAACAUCGUCAGCAUUUAGGCCUUCUAUUGUGCAGGGCAGGGAGCAGCAUAGGCAGAGUAGCAGUGGGCAGGUUCAGCCAGCGGGUGCAGUGUUACAGGGGGCUCCUAAGUGGAUGUCUUGCUGGGCCAGUUUGGCAGACAGCUACACAGACUCCGGCCCUUCGUCUGGCCUCUUUGACAUAACAUCCCAGGUGGAGCUGUCAGCAGGGGCACGAAGUACAAUCCUCCACAAGGCCAAUCUCACACGAAACCACGACAGUACAGACUCAAGAGCUCGACGCAUCCUGCCCCAGGUACCAGUGGGGGAGAAGAGCGACAUUUCAACUCCCAGCAUUCAUGUCCAUUAUGACCCGCAUUCAACAUUUGAUGUAGAAGACAACAGUUUGGUGUCCUGCACAUUGCAGGAUGGAAUUCACAGGUUGUCAGUGCAGGAUGAUGUAGAGCCUGACAGCCUGAGUGACGCCAGCAAGUCCGAUGAUGGUUCCAUCAUAGAGCAAAGGAGGAGACCUCUUUCAGACUCAGAAGAAAAGAAAACUGAGGAGAAGUCCAGACUCCCAGCCAAGCCGACAUCAUUCUACAUCGGGUCAGAGGAGGCUCCGUCCAGACCAGAGUGUGGAGGCCCAAAACCCAGCACUUCCAAGACUGAGAGAAAAUAUGCAAACAAAACUUUCUCAACAGCCACCCUGACCAAACCGAGAGGUAUCCUGGACUCUGAAAAAAUCAAGCCAAGUCUGUCGGCUCCUAUCCUGGACCAGAGGACACAGAGUCCAGAGUACAAAGAGGGGAGGGCGGUAUCUCCAUUAAUCCGACAAGAGAGCUUCACCAAGGAGCGAUCUAGCAAUGCCAAGUUGCCCAACAUUUCUAGCCAGCCUGCUCAGAGGGAUGUAGACAUUGAAUUGUUCCAGCGAGCCUGCAGUCAGGACACUCAUUCGUACCUCAAAGAGACGGAGGAUGUUCUCGCUGUUCUGGAGGCCAAACUCCAAGCAGCACAAUCAGUAACCACUCCGUCUCCAAUAACGGACUCUCUUUCUGCGGAGUCUGAUGUGGACACCUCCAGCACAGUCAGCCAGCAUAGCAAUAAGACCAAGACACACACACUGGCAAGAAAACCCUCUGUUAGUGGCCUCCAUAGGGAAAAGUCUUCAGCUAGUAUAGCUAGUAUAGUUAGCCAGGACUCAAACCAUCAGUCCAUGUUGUCAGGAAAGCGUCAUUCGCAGGGAGCCGACGGCAGCAGCAAGAGUGAACCUGUCCAGAGGCCAGUAGGACUGAGACGUAGUGCUGGGAGAUGUGGUUCCACAGACCUAAGUGAUGACCCUCACAGCUUACCUUACUCCGAUCAGGAAUCUAGCACCUACCAAACCCGCAAGAAAUACACCGUGCCCCUCCAGAAGGAUGACGCAAAGACCACCAGGGUAUCCCCCUUGAGUCGUGCCAACAGCUUGUCAGCUCCAAGACCCACCAGGGCAUCCAUGCUACGUCGCGCUCGCCUGGGAGAGGCCUCAGACAACGAGGGCACGGAGACGGACAAGCUGUCACAGGAGGCGGCGGCGGCCAACAUCCCCGCUAAGCAGCCCCAGGAAACCAAGAAACUCUCCCGGCUGGAUAUGCUGGCGAUGCCUCGCAAGCGGACGACCUCGUUCAACACACCCAGCGACACAGAGUCGUCCUCCGCCCCAUCAUGGGUGGGCAAGAGCACAGGGUUCUCGAACCGCAGCACAGAGUCCGGCGGCAGCUCCACUCGGAGGGCGUCCGCUUCAGGGCCGAAACUUGUAGAAAGGCCGCCGAAAACGGCGCUCAACAAGACCCCAAUCACCCGCGGACGUUCAAGCAGUGCCAAAUACGCCAGCACAACAGCAAGCUCCAGGAGGCGACAGAAAGGCUCCGACUAUACCUCUACCUCAGACGAGGAGUACGACUCGAACCAGAGUACUCCUAAACACAAACGGUCCCAACCUUCCUCAGCUUCCCACAGUCCACGCAGUCAGCCUCGGCCCCAGCCAGUGGUUGCCCUGCACCCAAAGCCCCGCGGGAAUGACUCCGAGGAGGAGAACCAAGAGGGAGAAGCCUUCCACAACUGGUCCACGCACAGUGCUGAGAUUGCACGGUUGAGUCAAGACCUGGCUAAAGACCUGGCCAUCUUGGCCAGAGAGAUCCAUGACGUGGCCGGUGAUGGUGACACUCAGAAGCCAGAAGCUCAGAGCAGCGCGCCUGUGUCCACGGUGACCGCUCACGAACAGCUGGUUCAGCAUAUUCCAGAGGCCGGUUUAAACUACCCGAGAGUGCCACCUAGUUCUGCAUCUGUAAGGGAACCUGAGCAAAGUGACCAUGAGCAGAACUCCAGGCAGCGGGCUCGGAGCAGAGACGAGGGCGUUGUGGACAAUCUGAUGCUGAACCCAGUGACUCAGGUCAUCAUGGCCAUCAGAGAAAAUACAGAGCAACUUGCUGACAAAAUUAAGGUACUCUUCCAGGACAGGGCGGAUAUCUGGGAACAAAUUGAGGCAAAGGUUAAUUCUGACAGUGAUUUGCCUAUUGUCAAAACCUCUAACAAGGAAGUCACGUCCAUCUUGAAGGAACUGCGGAGAGUUCAACGACAACUUGAGGUCAUCAACACAGUCAUGGAGCCCAGUGGGCAGCCUGAAACUUCCAAGGCCUCGGCCUCUGCCGUCUCCUCCUCCUCCUCCUCAUCUGGAGUUCCUCCCUCCAGAACUUCGUCCUCACGAGACUGGAGAACGGUCCACUCUAUCUCUAAACGGGGCGGCGGCCCCAGGCCCAGUGAGAGCGUCAGGAGAGCAGCCGUGACACCAGACGAUGUCAGACAGGGAUAUUUGGUCUGAGAUCUGGUGCACACACCCACACACACUGUGCUGAACUUCAGCUGUGCACUCACACACACGCACGCACACACUCACGCAGGUGUCGGACCAUUGUGUUCAAAAUUAAACCGCGAGGGAGGAAGUGAGACUAGAUUCACGGAACCGUACCUUCCUGCACAUGAAAACACACACUACUCCACUAUGAAUGCUAUUAAAAUAAGCUUGUGUGCAGGCCUUCGUAUGAGAUGAGGAUUUGAGGAAGUAUCGCACUUCAAAAACUAUAUUUGUUUCUUUGUGCACGAGAUCGUCCUCGUUAUUUACCAAUAUUUCUAAAAGCUCUCUGUAAUUACCUGGUUUAACUGAAAACCAACCUGAGCUCAAUCAACUCAGGGAAAUUUAUCGUCAAAUCAGAAAUUUGUGUUUAGGGACAUUUUGAGGAAAUAUUAGUUCAUUGAUAUUUGUUUGAACAAAGGCAGCGACACUUUUUACAGAAGUUGGUGUACUGUGUUUGUUUCCUCAGUAAACUCACUACAUUUCCUUAUAAAUAGAUAUAUUAUAUAUAAAAAUCCUUGAUGUUUGCCAUUUUCUCUUUGUAGACCAGAUUUAAGGAAGAAUGUAAAGAGUAUUUAUUUGGAGUCUUUUGUGAGACACUGGUAUUAUGUAACCGAGACGACGUGACUUGGGAGAGAGCUGGACCAACUCCUUUUACAUCACACAGUCGCCACUAGCCAAUCCACUGUGUUCAUUCCGUUAUUUCCCAGACCAUCUUCAGCACAAUUGCAUCAUCCAUUUUUGCCCAGCUGGAGGCGAAACUCCCUCAGGAAUGUGUCUCCAAGUGUGAGUUGUGGUUUAGUCACCUGGCAACCACAAACUCAAAGUGGCUGUAAAACACCAGUAGCAAGUUCCUAAGCUUUACCAUGCUUCGGAAGAGUGUUUUUGUUUUCGUGUUAAACACAGUUGGGAGGUUGAAGCUUAUUCUUUUUUUUUUGCGUGUGUUGUCUUGCGGUGCCUGCAGAGCACAAUUUAUCUCUGAGGGUUUGACAAUCAUGAAAAUGACUGACUCCUUUCUACAUGUACAUACACUACAUACUGUACACUAAGAGCUUUCAAAGGGCUGUGAAAAAGAUGGGAUGUUUACUCAGUCUGUCGAGUCGCAAGGUCACUUCUGACGGGCCCUCGCAUGACAGGAGGAGCAAUGUGAUUUUAGCAUAUAAGUUAAGAACUUGUGUGAAUCAGAUUAUUAGUUUGUGACAUGUCUGUAAAGUAAAUCUCUGAAGCUUCCUGUAGGUCCUACAAAUUACCUCUCAGUCUUGUCUUUUGCACUACUGUAGACCAGCAUUAUCCCCUGGACCUGAUAUGCUGCCAAGCUGAAAAACCUUUACUCUCCUGAUUGUUAGGCAUUUGAUGCUGCUGGAGUCGAAGCGCCGAGAGAGGCGACCCAGUACACCAGCAAGUUUGUGCCACCCCCCCAAUCGUCCCAGUACAAAACUGCACGUGUGAUUGUACUUGGGAAAAACCUACAAGUGCCACAGAGCUGUGCGGGAAUAAUGUCUUUUUUACGCAGCCAAGAACAGUGGUUGUUUACGAACUCCAGCGAAACUGAAUGUUUGUCCCCCCUCGCUCAAAGCAUUGCUGCUCUUCGUCAUCUGUGGGAUAGUAUGUCCCACUUGAUUAACUUUGUCAAAGUCAGAGAUACAAAGUUUAACUUUGUGUCUUUUGUGUGAUUUUCAGUUUCUGUUUCCCCUCAUCUCCCCCGGAAUGAUUUGGUUGUAAUCUUGCUCUGUCUUGUUAGCUGGUAUUCAUGUUUGGUUAUUUGUAUAAUUUGUAAGAAGGUGAUUCCAGGUUUAUUCGUUUGUUUGUUUUUCCAAAUAAAUUUGAAUAGCAAA